AUGUCGAAACGCCAGCCCAAUCGGGCAAAUGCAGCCGAGAAGCGCCGGCGGGAGGCUCCCACCAAAACCGAGGGGGACGUAUCCAUGCCUGCUGUCGCGGAGGCUGAGCACACUCAGACGACACAGCUGACCACCGAGACGGUGCUCGAAACCUACGAUGUACAGAUGGAGGGCGCCAACUGCGUGCACGAAUGCGUUCGACCGGCGGAGCUCGCUGGACAGGGCAAGGCGCCACCGCCGGUCACACCGGCCAAGACCUACGAGUUUAAACUCGACGUCUUCCAGCAGGAGGCGGUGAACUGCCUCGAGAACAAGGAAUCUGUUAUGGUUGCCGCGCAUACCUCUGCCGGCAAGACCGUUGUGGCAGAAUAUGCCAUUGCAAUGGCACUGCGGGACAAGCAGAGAAUCAUCUACACGUCGCCGAUCAAGGCCCUGAGCAAUCAGAAGUACCGAGAUCUGCAGGAUGAGUUCAAGGAUGUCGGCCUCAUGACAGGGGAUGUCACGAUUAACCCUCAUGCCUCUUGCAUGAUCAUGACGACGGAGAUUCUUCGGUCCAUGUUGUAUCGAGGUUCCGACGUCUCUCGAGAAAUGGCAUGGGUGGUAUUCGACGAGGUCCACUACAUGCGAGACAGAGAUAGAGGGGUUGUUUGGGAGGAAGCCAUGAUCUUGCUUCCUGAUUCCGUUCGGCUGGUUUUCCUGUCCGCAACCAUUCCCAAUGCCCGUGAAUUUGCUGAGUGGAUCUGUCGAAUCAAACACCAGCCCUGCCACGUGAUCUACACAGACAAGAGGCCAGUGCCACUGCAGCACUAUCUGUUCCCUUCUGGUGGCGACGGGGUGUACAUGGUGGUGGAUGAGAAAGGUCAGUUCCGGGAGGACAACUUCCACAAGGCGGUCGGAGCCCUUCAGCAGGCGACCGAGGCCCAAAAUGUGGAGACCAAGAAGAAGCUGCAGAAGAGGGGGAAGUCCAACCUCGGUGACCUGGAGAAGAUCGUCCGCAUGUGCAGCGACCGAGGGUACCUGCCUCUGAUUGUGUUCUCGUUCAGCCGGAAGGAGUGCGAGGCCAAUGCUGUCGCCCUGAAGCGGAUGGACGUCACUGACGACGACGAGAAGAAGCUCAUCGAUGAAGUGUUCAACAACGCCAUCAUGACCCUGGGUGAUGAGGACAGGGAGCUUCCUCAGGUACAGAGCAUGCUGCCUCUGCUCCGAAGGGGGUUGGGCAUCCAUCACGGCGGCCUACUCCCCAUGCUCAAGGAGGUGGUGGAAAUCCUCUUCCAGGAAUCCCUCAUCAAAGUCCUGUUCUCCACGGAGACUUUCGCGAUGGGCAUCAACAUGCCGGCCAAGACGGUGGUUUUCACCAACACACGGAAAUGGGAUGGUCUCGAGUAUCGCAUCCUGCACGCGGGCGAGUACAUUCAGAUGAGCGGCCGUGCCGGUCGGCGAGGGAAGGAUGACCGUGGCUUGACCAUCAUCAUGUUCGACGAGAAGGUGGAACCUGAGGUGGCGAAGGAGAUGUUCCUGGGCCAGUCUGCAAAGAUCUUCAGCGCCUUCCACCUUGGGUACAACAUGCUCAUCAACCUCCUUCGCCUGGAGGGAGCAGACCCAGACUACAUGAUCCAGCGGAGCUUCCACCAGUUUCAGAAGGACAAAGGUGCCUUGGAGCUUCAGAGCAAGAAGCAAGACUUGGAGACGGAGCUUGGCAACCUCGAAGACAUUCGUGCAGCUGUGAUGGAUGAUGCAGUGUACUCCUUCAACGUGGACGAGGCGAUAGCAGACUACUACUACAUCGACAAGCAGCUGAAAAAGAAGCAGGACGAGAAACGGGAGAUCAUCGUCCGACCUGAGAACAUCGCUCCCUUUCUCAACCCAGGGCGCUUGGUGUACAUGCAGGAGGCUGACGCGGACUGGGGUUGGGGCAUUCUCGUCAGUGCAUCCAGGAAGAAGCUGACAGGCGACAAUAAUGGCUCAGUGCUGGAGGCAGAGGAGUCGGAGCCACAGUGGGUGCUCGACACCUUCAUGCCCUGUGAGCCAGGGGCUGAGAAGCCCCAGCCGGCAAAUGGAGGGAAGCCAGAGGGAAGGAUACUGCCCAUGGCCCUCACGCUGGUCAACAAGAUCAGCAAGAUUCGUUCCAACAUGCCGUCAGGGGACCCCGAAUCGGAGGAUUCCCGGCGGGCACUCCUGAAGACGCUGCAGCAGAUCAAGAACCACAAGAGCUUCAAGCAGGGUAUCCCUGAGCUCGACCCAGUGGCCGAGAUGAACAUCCAGUCGGAGGAGAUGAACAGUGUGCUGUCCAGCAUCAAGGACCUGGAGGCAAAGCUGUCAGCGAAUAGCUUUCACCAGCAUGACAAGCUGCAGAAGUACUACGACUGCUUUGCUUCGAAGGUGAAGCUCCACAGCCAAGUUCAGGAAUUGGAUAAGCAAAUCAACCAGAGCCGCUUCAUGGUCAUGAAUGACGACCUCCGUGCCAUGAGAAGGGUGCUCCGAAGGCUCGAGUUCAUCGACAAGGACGGCGUCGUCCAACUGAAGGGUCGAAUGGCCUGCGAGAUCACAAGCUGCGAUGAGGUCCUGAUGACUGAGAUCGUCUUCCAGAACGUCUUCGCAGACAUCGAUGCCAACAACAUCAUUGCCUUGUGUUCGUGCUUGGUCUUCGACGAGAAGUCAGAAGACCCGAUUACGAACAACUUGGACUUGAUGAAGGCUUUCGAAACUUGCAAGGGCAUCGCGCGCAAUGUCGCCGAGGUGAUGGUGGAGAACAAAAUCCCUCUGGAUGUGGAGGAGUAUGUGCAGAAGUUGAAGCCCCAGCUCAUGGAGGUGGUCUUGGGCUGGUUGGAGGGCAAGCGAUUUCACGAGAUCAUGAAUCAGUGCAACCUCUACGAAGGCAGCGUGGUCCGUGUCAUCCGACGUCUGGAGGAGCUAGUCCGAGAGCUGGCCACCGCGGCCAAGACCAUCGGCAACGACGAGCUGGCUCAGAAACUCAACGAGGGCCGGAACCGGCUAAAGCGCGGCAUCAUCUUUGCCGCAUCGUUGUACCUCUAA
This is a messenger RNA of Symbiodinium natans, 3033 nucleotides long. The record is from the annotation of a GenBank genome assembly. Lineage: Eukaryota; Dinophyceae; Suessiales; Symbiodiniaceae.